Messenger RNA from Callorhinchus milii (elephant shark), 4577 nucleotides. RefSeq names its product paired box 7a (gene pax7a). The transcript has 9 exons. Gene Ontology annotation, molecular function: DNA-binding transcription factor activity, RNA polymerase II-specific; RNA polymerase II cis-regulatory region sequence-specific DNA binding. NCBI's taxonomy places the organism in Eukaryota, Metazoa, Chordata, Chondrichthyes, Chimaeriformes, Callorhinchidae. The record is from RefSeq and is a predicted model, not a curated record. Gene Ontology annotation, biological process: regulation of transcription by RNA polymerase II; anatomical structure development. Bases 53 to 1540 code for a protein of 495 amino acids.
AUUACUAUUAUUGGUAGUGGUAUUAUUAUUUGCCUCGGUGUUGAGUUCCAGAAUGGCUUCUCUAACGGGAACGGUCCCGAGGAUGAUGCGCCCUGGACCAGGCCAGAGUUAUCCGAGAACCGGUUUCCCUUUGGAAGUCUCCACACCUUUGGGUCAGGGGCGAGUCAACCAGCUCGGCGGGGUGUUCAUAAACGGCCGGCCUCUGCCCAACCAUAUCCGCCACAAGAUCGUCGAGAUGGCCCACCAUGGCAUCCGGCCCUGUGUCAUCUCCCGGCAGCUGCGAGUGUCUCACGGCUGCGUUUCCAAAAUCCUGUGUCGCUAUCAGGAGACCGGCUCGAUCCGUCCGGGAGCUAUUGGGGGCAGCAAACCGAGGCAGGUAGCAACUCCUGACGUGGAGAAGAAAAUCGAAGAGUACAAGAGGGAAAACCCAGGGAUGUUUAGCUGGGAAAUCAGGGACAAACUGCUGAAAGAUGGGAUCUGUGACAGGAGCACAGUGCCUUCAGUGAGUUCCAUCAGCCGCGUGUUACGGGCCAGGUUUGGGAAGAGAGAUGACGAUGACGACAUGGAGAAAAAAGAGGAAGACGGGGACAAGAAAACCAAACACAGCAUUGACGGUAUCCUCGGUGACAAAGGCAACCGUUUGGAUGAUGGUGGCUCAGAUGUGGAGUCGGAGCCCGACCUUCCGCUUAAGAGGAAGCAAAGGCGCAGUCGCACCACCUUCACUGCAGAGCAAUUGGAGGAGCUUGAGAAGGCGUUUGAGAGGACUCACUAUCCGGACAUCUACACCAGAGAGGAACUGGCUCAGAGGACCAAACUGACAGAAGCACGGGUGCAGGUUUGGUUUAGUAAUCGUCGAGCCAGGUGGCGCAAGCAGGCGGGAGCUAAUCAGCUGGCAGCAUUUAAUCACCUGUUACCUGGUGGUUUCCCACCCACCGGAAUGCCAACACUGCCUCCUUACCAGCUGCCAGAAUCAACGUACUCCACCACUGGCAUGUCUCAAGAUGGGGGAAGCACAGUACACAGGCCCCAGCCUCUCCCACCAUCCUCAAUGCACCAAAGCGGAUUGGCUGCAGCGGCAGACGGCAGCUCCUAUGGUCUCUCCUCGAACCGGCACAGCUUUUCCAGCUAUCCUGACAGCUUCAUGAAUCCAACAGGACCCAACAACGCUAUGAACCAGGUGAUGAGUAUUUUGAGUAACCCAAGUGCUGUCCAAUCGCAGAGCCAGCAUGACUUCUCCAUCUCGCCCCUCCACGGCGGCCUGGACACCUCAAACUCUUUGUCCGCCAGCUGCAGCCAACGUUCUGACUCCAUCAAGGGGGUGGAGAGUCUCCCCACCUCGCAGUCUUACUGCACCCCUACCUAUAGCACAACCGCCUACAGCAUGGACCCUGUGGCUGGCUACCAGUACAGUCAGUACGGACAAAGUGCAGUCGACUACCUCACCAAAAAUGUGAGUCUGUCCACACAAAGGCGGAUGAAAUUGACCGAGCAUUCGGCUGUCCUGGGUCUCCUGCAGGUGGAAACAGGACAGGCUUACUGAGAACAGCACACACCCCCAUUGUGCAUCCGUGGGGGGAGAGGGGGAUCGAAGAAACAAGGGGUCACCUAAUGUCUCUGAAGAAUGGCUAAAAAAUUAAAGGCUGAGACUGGGGGGAAUUCUCAGGUGGGCUUCUCCCCACUCCCUCCACACAAAGUAACUGCCAUUGCCUAUUGGUACAUUGUUACUUCAGAACCGGGGUUUUACCCCCAACCAAGCGCUUGAGUCUCGAAAUGACUCCUGUAAAUUGUGUAACAUUCCUUCAAUGGUUUAAACCUUUCCUUCGUUUCACUGCCGCUUUUUUUCCUGACUUGAUGUGAGAGGCUGACAACCAACCCUAGCAGGAAGCAUCAGUGUGCAGAAAUAAAGAGAACUCACAAUCUGACAUUGAACCCUCUCCUAUCCUCUUUCUUCGGGGAUUCCCCAUAUCAUUGUGAAGUGCACCGAGACCUUCAUCUUACGUGAAAGGAGCUGCUUAAGUGCAAAUUGAUGUUGGACCACUUUUGCUGCAAACAACAGAGCACGGAUGUCAACUGUGGAUUAAGAGAGAGAGAAAAAAAUAACUUGCACACCAGGGAAUAAAAAAAAACUUUUCAAUGAUAACUGACCAAACAUGCAGACAAACGCAUAGCAUGCAUACACACAAACUAUAUCAAAAUAUAUUAAAAAAACAUUCCAGAUAAAAAUAUUACCCAUGGAAUAAAUCAUGACCGGUAAAUGUUUUUUGGGGGACGUCUCAUUGUGGAGAGAUUCUUAAUGAAUAAUACCUUUGGCCAAUCUGACUUCGUUUUUUAAUGAAGGGACCACCAUUUGUCGGUGUAAUGCAGCACCCAAAAUGCAUUUCCAGUCACCAAGAGGACUACAAUUAAAACCAAGAAAUAGACUGUACAGCCCUUUACUUCUCCACAUGUCAGAGCAAAGCCUUCAAUGGGUUUUGGGAAGAAAGAGAUUUUGUUGAGAUUAAAACCAGAUUAAUAUUAGCGUGCCCAAAGGGUGUGUAGUAUUUAUAUUGGCCUUUGUUCAUUCACACACUUCAAAAAAUGAUGGCGCUGUUCGUAAAUGUAUUGGGUGGGAGGUUGGGAGGGGGCAAGAAUCGUCCUAGUGUUUUACUCGUAUAAGAGCCCGUUUUUGAUGUGCACAUUGUACUAUCACCGAGGUCCAGUAUUUACAGCAAUCGUAAAUCAAUGAUUAGUGAAGGUAUAUAAUAAACUAAUUGUAGCAUCAAUUACAUUUCGGGAGUACAAUCCUUGUAGUAUUAUAUAAACCACUGUAUAGUAAGAGUACCUCUCAUCCAUCUGUGCUGUGUGUUAUAUAAAAUCCUAGUCUAUGUUUUUUUUUAAAAAUGCAAGAUUCCGCGUGGGUAAUACAGAGCAGCAGCAUGGUCUGAACACGAAUCCUCACACACGCUUACAUUUAUUUUUCUCCCCUUUGCAUUCCUGAACUACAGAAUUAAAUAUCUGUUGUCUCUGUGUAUCUAAUGUUGUCAGGCGGGGCAGGAGCAAGGAUGGACUUGGAUUGGGGAGGGAGGAAGAGGGGGUGAGUAGGGGAGGAGGCAGCACUUUUUGAGAACAACACUUUUUUUUACAGUGUUGAAGAAACUUUUUAAGAAGUCUUCCCCCCACCCCCACCACCACCCUCCCUUUUUAGGGACUGCCCCUCUCCCUCUCUCCUACCCCUCUUCCAGAAGGUACAGUGAAAUGUUGAGUCCGAACUUCCCUUCAGUCCAUCUCAGCUGCGAUUUUUAAAACAAUAUAUAGCAACCUCUCAGCAAUCAGUCACUCUUUCACAAUGUACCUGUGACUUAUCCCCCAAUGUAUUUGAAACCUUUUAUGCAAAAAUCAAUGACUUUUUUUUAAAAAAAUUCUGUUCUGCUGUUGCGAUUUUGCAUUUUGCUCUGUGUAAAAAAAGAAAUCUACAAAACUGUACCAUAUUCUAUAGAAUCUUGGCAUGUUAAAUAACUGAAUGAUUCUGACUCCUUGCCCGUGACCGCUCCCAUUCCAUAUUGAAAAAUGUAUUGUAUGCUCUUAGCCUCUGAAGGAAAAUCCCAUCUAGUUUUUUUGUGACUGAAUUUAAUGUAAUAUCAGGUGUCCUUUAUAAGAUGCCCCUCCCCCCUUUCAAGGGAGGUUUACUUAUUGAGAACUAUGAAGCUAUGAUGACUAACGUGGGAAGGGUUAGAAUAGAAGAUUGGAGCAUUUGAAUGCUACAACAAUCUCAGCUCCCCACCCAACCACCCACCCAACCCCUACCCACUAAUAUCAGUAAAAGUCGAGGGGAAUAACCGUGAACAUUGAACUGAGGAAAAAUGUCUCAAAUAAAUAACAAAAAAUGUUCUUUUUUAUUUUGGUUGUGCAUCUACCAGUGGUCCUUUCGAAAGCGGGAUAGCAAGGGUGGGCAGGAUAUUUGACCAUAAAAAGGAGGCUUCACAAACUGUGCUCUGAUAAUAUCCUCACCAGACAUCCAAUCAUGCAUUUUCCAGAAGGCUGGUGGUCAGGGGGAGCAACUGGGUACAACUAAAGUGCAGAAAUCUGGUCAAUUUUCCCCCAGAGUAACCCAGGACACUGAGGGAAUUGUAGCCCCGACUACCCAGGCUGAGAUCUAUCUGUAACACUGGGAACACAUUUACCAACAGCAGCACCAAGAGAAUGAGAAAGGUAACAGGUCUAGCUUUCAAAAUUAUGGGAAGCUGCAACGAUAUGGGAGCUUGCAGUGUGGGGGAGUAUGCAUCUUUCCUUCAGCUCAAAGGCACCUGAUAUCCCAUUUAAUACACCAAUGUAGCUUUUUCUUACAUCAUUCCCUGAUCAUUGCCUUCUGAGCUUCUUCCCCCACAACUCCUCCCUCUAACCUAAAAUCCUCCUUGUUCUCUACUUAGCUCUAUAUUUUCGUUGAGCAUGUAUGUAUAUAAAAAUCAUUGCAUAAUUUAUUCUGCUAUGUUGUUAGGUCUAGCGUAGUAGCAAUCUGUACUCGCAUUUACAUGCAGUUUGUAGGUGUCUGACUUGUAACACUGGCAUCAAUGUUACCCAUUAAAAGUUAACUGAAACUA